AUGUCUGAUACUGAUGAGAUGACCAUCAAUCUUCUCUUGGUUGGAAGGACGCAGAGUGGAAAAAGUGCUUCUGGGAAUAGCCUUCUGGGCAGCUUUGACUUUGACAGCCAUCUAUCCCCAAGAUCCGUGACCACAGGCUGCAGUCUCGGAUGCAGCUGCCGCAUCUCAGGCUUCACACGCCGAAAUGGCCAUGAGCUAGCCCUGCGGGUUCACGUGAUGGACACUCCAGGGUAUCCUCACAGCAGCCUGAGCAAAGAAGAGGUGCAGCAAGUGGUGAAGGCAGCUCUGGCACAGCACUUUGGAGAUGAGGGCCUUCACCUAGCACUCUUGGUCCUGAGAGCUGACUUGCCUCUUUGUGAGGAAGAAAGUCACACAAUUCAGCUAGUCCAGGAACUUCUGGGUCCCACAUGGAAAAACUUCACUGCAAUUCUAUUUACACAUGCAGACAAGGUAAAAGAGGCAGGAUUAAAUGGAGACGAAUACUUGCAUAUUGCCUCUGAUACCCUGCUAAACCUUUUGAGCUCAAUACAACAGAGAUACAUUUUUGUAGACAACCAGGCAAACACACUCCAAGAGGAAAGAAAAACAAUCUUAAGAAAAAUCAUGGAAUUUAUAAGACAAAAUAGUUACCAGGUGCUUCUAGUUAAAUAAAUGGAUGGUGACAAAUACAAAUUAUCUCUCAGGUACUCAUUUACUAACAGCCAUCUUCUUUUCUACUUUGGGAUAAAAUUACAUGCAGAGACGAGGACUCUAGAAGUCAGCACUAAGUGCUUGGGGUAUUCAUGCCCAAAUCAACAUUUGCAUUUCACUUAUUAUAAAAUAGAUAAACUGUUUAGACUACAAAAUUAGUUACCAUAAACAUGUAUAGUAUGCCUAUCACUCUACUAACAGCCAUUAUCACACCAGAUCACGGAUUCAGGCUGAAUUCUGGACAGUGUCCCUAUUACUGUGUUUACAAAUAUUACACCACAGAUCAUCACAUUUUAUAUUGUAGCUCACAAAGAGCAGGUUACUGAGUAGAAAAUAAGAAUACGUAUGCUCAAAACCAUUGUAGUGUUGCUGUGCAUUAUUGAAUAGCUACCACAUCCUGCCUGAAUUGGCUGCCCUUCAGAUUCUUAUUUUUUGCACUUGAUUCUACAGUCUUUACUAAGGUAAAAGCACAUAGUUUGCAAAGACCUUUCAGAUCUUACAGUUUGAAAGUCUCAUACUGUAAUCUAUUUUCCCAUCUUGCUUCAUAAUGAAUCCUAAUUUAAACAGUUUUAACAUCUUAAAGAAUAUCAGACCUCAUUCGCUACGUAGAUUAUAAGGCAGUUUAAAUAGCUCCCAUGUUUUGAAGAUUAUUCAGAGUAUUUGGAAGAACAAAUUAUUACUGCUAGUUCCCAGAUGCAUGCAAAAUUAGUACUGUGGGGGUAUAUAUACAAAGCACAUUUAAAAACAUUUGUAUUCAUCUUCCCUUUGUGCCUGUCUCCCUUAAUUUUAUAUCAUUGUCAUUUUAUUGUUUUCCCAGCUUACUGAAUGACGUUUGAAUUCUGGAAAAUUCAAAGACUGAGAAAUGUAUUUUAUUAUUUCAGUGGUUAGACAAUAGAUGGACAGUAAAUGAAACACAAACACUUGGAAGUAUAUUUAAACAGUUAUUGGGGAUUUGAAAAGGUUAGUUGUGAAUUGAUAUAUUGCGGCCACUUUAUUAUUAAUCGUGGCUACUUCCUUUUAACAUGUGAUGCAGUAAAAUAACUUAUUUUAAAGUAUAAAAAUUAAAUUAGCUGUUCCUGUUUCAGCAAAGUAUGUGAUUCUGUUUACAAUGUGUGUCUGAAGAAAUUUCAUGUAGAAGUUACAAUACAAAAUGGAUUCACUUGAUUUUUGUUUCAUGCAUCAGUGCACCACGAUAAUUGAAUUAAAUUAAUUUUGUUGGUCAGAAUCUAUUCUUCAGUGAUGAUUUACGGGUAUGAUCCACCACAUUCACUUCAGUUAAAUUAGAAGUCUCUGCUUAGGAGCAGCCCAAAACUACAUGGGCAGAGGAGUAUGACAUGAGUUCCACCUACCCAUUGUCAGAUCACUAACUCUACACUACCUGAAUACCUGGCAUUAAAGACCUUUCUCCAUGAGGGCCCCUGCUUCCUGAGUAACUCUUUAGGUCACAGUGGUUCUCAACCUAUUUACCAUUGUGGGCCGCAUCCAAUACUACUUGUAUGGCCUGGAGGAUGUCACAUGGGCCGCCGCUCAAUGCUGACUGGGCCACAAGUGGACCACGGGUCGCAGGUUGAGAACCACUGGUUUAGAGUGCAGAGUACUUCUCCAUCCCUUUCUAAACUAAGCUCAAAUAUCCUCAGAAUCUGCACCCCGUAUUCGAUUGAAAUAAGCUCAAGCAUUUAAUAUACCUAGUUAAUAACUGUGCAUAUUAUUUAAUUUGUCUAAUCUGCAAAGUGA
Messenger RNA from Gopherus evgoodei (Goodes thornscrub tortoise), 2424 nucleotides. It is a transcript of the gene GIMD1, whose product is annotated as GIMAP family P-loop NTPase domain containing 1. Bases 1 to 651 code for a protein of 216 amino acids. The record is from RefSeq and is a predicted model, not a curated record. Gene Ontology annotation, molecular function: GTP binding. The transcript is spliced from 2 exons. NCBI's taxonomy places the organism in Eukaryota, Metazoa, Chordata, Testudines, Testudinidae.